Molecule: messenger RNA, 1218 nt
Organism: Rhopalosiphum maidis (corn leaf aphid)
Lineage: Eukaryota; Metazoa; Arthropoda; Insecta; Hemiptera; Aphididae
Product: transcription factor Adf-1-like
Exons: 3
Coding region: 269-979 (236 amino acids)
Biological process (GO): regulation of transcription by RNA polymerase II
Cellular component (GO): transcription regulator complex; nucleus
Molecular function (GO): DNA binding
Source: RefSeq, a predicted model, not a curated record
ACUGCCGCGGCACUGCCGCAGUCGUGUACCCCGGCACAGGUGGCCCGCGCGUCGUUUGGCCGCACAGCGACGGUUGGGUUGCAAAACAUUUUCACGGCUGAACCAUAAACGACGAUCGCACACCCGCCGGCAGCAAUAUUAAUCGGCGGCGGCGGCGGCGGCGGCGGCGGUAGCGACGGCGACGGACCAAAGACAUCCCCACACAACAACAACCAUAGCGCGACGACAGAAACGGCGACGGCGGCGGCGGCCCGGCGACGACGAUAACAUGGAGGAACAGUUGAUCGCAGAGAUCGAGCGGCGGCCCGUGCUGUACGACAGGAGCGUGCAGGCGUGCAAAAAGAUGUCGGCCCGGGACGAAGCGUGGCGCGAAGUGGCCGAAAUAAUGAAGCAAUCCGAGGCCGAAGUGAAAAAACGGUGGAGAACGCUCCGGGAUUCGUUCAUGCGGUUCCACCGGCUGCAGCGGACGUUCGGGCCCAAGGGCAAGAAGAAGAUGUGGAUUUACUACAACGAAAUGGCGUUUUUGAUACCGCACAUCGAGCCCAGAGACUACAAGAUGUCGGGAGCCUUCGACGGCGCCGAGUUCAACGACGACUGCAACGCGGACAUGGACAACAACAGCCGGACGGCCGCGGAUACCCAUCCCGCCGACAUGGUGUCCAUCGCGUCCGACAUGUGUGAGGCCGAGCUGACGACGCCGCCAAUCGGCAGCGCCGGGUGCCAGUGCUUCAACGGCAUCGGUCUCCACGUGCAACAGGAACCAUCGAACAUGUUGAUGAUGGAACCGGUCGGCGGCGGCGUCAAGCGCAAGGGGUCAGACGACUCUUCGGACUCGGUCACCGACUCCGACGAACACUUCGCGCUCAGUUGCGUCGCAUCGCUGCGCCGUCUGCCCAUACGGAAAAACGCCGAAAUGCGCAUGAGGAUCUUGCACAUGCUUUACGAGGCCGAGUACGGCGAAGAACCCGUACUGCGAUAGAUCGUCGUGUUCGUCGCGUUGUCAUCAUAUAAUAUUCACAUUAUUAUUAUUGUCAUCCACAAUGACUGUGACAUUUUGUACAUAUUAUUUUCUCGUUUACUAUCAAUUAUUACUAUUAUAUUAUUAUUAUUAUUAUUUAGUACACCAUUAUUAUAUAAUAUAUUCUUAUGCUGUAUCGAUAUAUAGAUGAUAUUAUUAUAGGUCAAAAUCCAUUUUACCUGUCUACAUUGUGACUAAUU